Durio zibethinus is the source of this 2492-nucleotide messenger RNA. Lineage: Eukaryota; Viridiplantae; Streptophyta; Magnoliopsida; Malvales; Malvaceae. The record is from RefSeq and is a predicted model, not a curated record.
UUAGUCCAAUAAAUCUUAAAAUAUACAACACCUAAAAUUAUUCAAAUUCCAUCUUCGCCCGAUAUUACCACUAAUAGCCAUCGGUGCGAUACGGCAGUGGCAGAAAGCGUAAUUUGAACCCAUUUCCUUGCCCAUUUCCUUAAUCCCUCCCGCUCUUAACCUCCAAUUUUCAGAGUCAUUGAUGGACCAAAUCCAAAUACCGAUUUUUCCGGCAGAUUUUUUCCUUCCUUUUCCCUACCGUUAAACUUGAACCCUAACUAUAUAAAGGUAAUUUACUUUUUUUAUUUACAGAUCUUUUUUUUUAUACACUCAGCAAUUUUUUUUUCUGGAUUGCUGCUGAUAAACUCCUACCAGAUAAUUAGAAUCAAAUCUACAUUUUCCCCUAAGAUUUGAAUCUUUAAUUUUUCCGAGCAACCAAACAGGAUCUUUCAGGGUAUUUACUUAGAUUUUGAGCAACAUCUUUUCCAGGCUUUCAGAUCCAAUCUUUUUAUAUAUUCUACGGUUAGGAUAAACAUGGACCGUCCUGAUUUCACUGUUUCUUUGAGUUACUUUCCAGUUAAUCACUGGUGCCUAGAUGUCAUAUUUGUUACUUUUUAAGUUGAUAAUUCAUCUUAGAGAGUCUGCAGCUUCUUUUGUUUGAAAGGUAGUGAUUAGGAGUUGCAGCAUAUGGAGGUUCCUAGUGCAAAUCUUGAAAUUAGGCAUCGUAAAUUAACCCGGCUAAGGAUGUUUAGGGGUCUGAUAUGGCUUCUAGUGCUAGUUUCAACGGCCUUUAUGAUGAUAGUGUAUUGUGGCUUUCUUGCUACUGUUGUAUUCAGGCUUUUCAGCAUACAUCACAGUCGGAAAGUAACAGCUUUCUUCUUUAGCGCUUGGCUAGCUUUAUGGCCUUUUUUAUUUGAGAAAAUAAACAAAACCAAAGUCAUUUUUUCUGGAGAUGAUGUUCCUGCGAAGGAACGUGUUUUGCUAAUUUGCAACCACAGAACUGAGGUUGAUUGGAUGUACCUGUGGGACCUUGCAUUGCGGAAAGAUUGCCUGGGAUACAUAAAGUACAUCCUUAAGAGCAGCUUGAUGAAACUACCUGUAUUUGGUUGGGCAUUCCACAUUUUGGAGUUCAUCCCUGUGGAAAGGAAGUGGGAGGUUGAUGAAUCAAACCUGCGCCACAUGCUUUCAACAUUCAAAGAUCCUCGCGAUCCCCUUUGGCUUGUUCUCUUUCCAGAAGGAACAGAUUUCACUGAGCAGAAGUGCUUGAGAAGUCAAAAAUAUGCAGCUGAAAAUGGCUUGCCUAUCCUGAACAAUGCGCUGCUUCCAAAAUCAAAGGGCUUUUACGCCUGCUUGGAAGAUUUGAGGAGCUCUUUGGAUGCAGUUUAUGACGUGACCAUCGGAUAUAAGCAUCACUGUCCAUCCUUCUUGGACAAUGUAUUUGGGGUUGACCCUUCAGAAGUUCAUAUUCACAUCAGACGCAUUACCCUGGAUCACAUCCCUAUAUCUGAAAGGGAGGUAACAGCUUGGCUGAUGGACACAUUCCAACUCAAGGAUCAAUUACUUUCUAAUUUCAAGUCUGAAGGCUGUUUCCCUCAGCAAGGAACGGAAGCAAAGCUCUCUACGGGGAAGUGCCUUGCAAACGUUAUGCUGGUGCUUGUCUUGACUAGUGUAUGCACGUUUUUCACCUUUUUCUCAUCCAAUUGGUUUAAGAUCUUUGUAUCUCUAUCUUGUGCCUAUAUGGCUUCUGCAACUUAUUUCAACAUCCGUCCCGUACCAAUCUUCAGCUGUGUCAAAACUUGUUUUUAAAAGGCAAACUUAAUCACUUUUCAUUCAUAAGCAGCAUUAAAAAGUGCUUGCCGGUAAACUUUGUUUGAGAUGACUUCCAGCAUCUCCAGAAUGGAUCUAUGUUCAUGUUGAAAGCUUAAAUAGCCCGUGCUUAUGCAUGUGGUUACGUGACCUGAGAAGGGAGCCCUGAUGGAGAGUCUAUCCGGUUGUCAAAUUCUCCGGUAUGCGCAUAUAUUUAGGUAACAAUGUUGUUGUAAGGGUUAUACUUUAUGUACUGAGAGUAGAAUUUUAGGUUCAAAUGUUGAAUAACUGUAAUGAAAUCUCUGAUAAAUUGAAAAAAAGUGGGGCAAAUAGCACGUCAUUUCUUUCACUUUAAAUAUCAAUAAAGGCCAUUUGUUUCUGAGUUUAUCUGGUGAAUGUUGGUGAUGAGGGAAUUUUUCUUUUGCCAUGGCAAUUUCUUAAAUUAUUUGGAAUCCUUACUACUAAUUACGUCUCUUUAAUUUAUUUCAUGUCAUCAUUAAUCUGAAGUCUCGAACACUAGGUAGCUGAGAAGCCUUUUGAUAUGCUUGGUCUUUAUUGAAGAACGGAUGAAUUCAGCUUCUAUCACUCAAUUACAAGAAGUCAUUAUGAUCAAGGUUGUUAAUAUUGUAUUGGAUAAUAUUUCGGUUUUCUUUUAAAAUGUGAUAUAUGUUAGUAUCAAUUGUUUCAGAAUAUUAUUUUAAAAUUUU